This is a messenger RNA of Aphanomyces invadans, 1057 nucleotides long. RefSeq lists its product as hypothetical. Bases 26 to 1009 code for a protein of 327 amino acids. The transcript has 5 exons. Gene Ontology annotation, molecular function: monoatomic ion transmembrane transporter activity. Lineage: Eukaryota; Oomycota; Saprolegniomycetes; Saprolegniales; Verrucalvaceae. Gene Ontology annotation, cellular component: mitochondrial inner membrane. Gene Ontology annotation, biological process: mitochondrial transmembrane transport; monoatomic ion transport. The record is from RefSeq and is a predicted model, not a curated record.
GAUACGAUUUCGAAUCGCGCCCUUGAUGGCGAUCGGGGACAAGGCUGUUGCAAGUGCGGGUGACGCAAAGCCUCGUUUCCUCGCAGAUCCUGAUGAAGCAACGUACUGGCAGCGUGUCAAGAAGACGUGGGACAUGCUUGACUUUCGCACGGCAUUCGCUACAUCUCAACAAGUGCAAGAUGCAAAGUCCAUUGUGUGGCGUGCCAAGAACGGUGCUCCAAUCUCCGACGAGGCCAAGUACCAGGCAGCAUUGCAUCUCACCCGGGCAGUAUUGCACCCCGACACAGGGGAUACGGUGAUCUUCCCCCUGCGGGUGUCCAUGAUUGUUCCCAUGAACUUGGGUCUUGACUGCGGCAUGAUCUUGGCCUCCACGACGCGGUCCACUAUCUUUUGGCAGUGGCUCAACCAAACGUAUAACGCACUACACUACUAUGCCAAUCGGAAUGCAACGAAUCAAGACACGACAAGCCAGCGGAUUGCCGCGUACAUCGGUGCCACAGCCAGUUCCGUCGCGGCGUCGCUGGGCGUUCGACGAUGGGCCAAGGCGCACCAAAAUCCGCUCAUGCUUCGAUUUGCGCCGUUUGCCGCCGUUGCUACCGCCGAUCUGCUCAACCUUGCAGUCAUGCGCCAGUCCGAAUACCUACGCGGGGUCAACAUCUUCGACGAGACUGGCGAGUGGGUCGGGGUAAGCAAGGCGUGUGGGCUGUACGCUGUUGCAUCGUGCAUUGGCGGGCGCAUCUUUGCCGCGGCGCCGAUUUUGAUCAUUCCACCGUUGAUCAUACAGCGCCUCGAGACAAAGACAAUGGCGUUCCGCACGCGGCCAUGGCUCAAGCUCCCUGCGACGCUGGCGCUCGUGGCAGUCAUGAUCCAAACGUCGGUCCCGCUCACGUUUGGCCUCUUUCGACAAUCAGCCCAAGUCGACACUCGCUACAUCGAAAACGAUUUUCGCCACCGCGUCAACGCGAAAGGGGUCAUCAUGCAGACGGUCACGUACAACAAAGGCAUUUAACAUCAUGGAAAACAAGCGUCGGCCUGGCUUGACCUUGGCUGGUCCUCC